Myxocyprinus asiaticus (Chinese sucker) is the source of this 7486-nucleotide messenger RNA. It is a transcript of the gene cdc42bpb, whose product is annotated as CDC42 binding protein kinase beta (DMPK-like). Gene Ontology annotation, molecular function: protein serine/threonine kinase activity; ATP binding. Gene Ontology annotation, biological process: actomyosin structure organization; peptidyl-threonine phosphorylation. Bases 606 to 5951 code for a protein of 1781 amino acids. Gene Ontology annotation, cellular component: cytoplasm; cytoskeleton. The transcript has 37 exons. The record is from RefSeq and is a predicted model, not a curated record. NCBI's taxonomy places the organism in Eukaryota, Metazoa, Chordata, Actinopteri, Cypriniformes, Catostomidae.
CCCGGGUCUGGAUCCUUCGCUCGUUCGGGAGCGCUAGACCAGGCUGAACACGAAUGCAGCCUUAUUCGACUUCACGGAGAACCACACCGGCUUAAACGCAAGGAUUCGCAUACUUUUAGAAUUGCACCUACUCCCAGUUUUUUGGGGGCGUAUUUAUGCUGGUUAAAGGUGUGUGCGGUUCUCCAUUAUUUUCUGAGAUUUCCAGCAGAGCGGAAUUAAGCGUCCGGUCAUCCUGAGAUUCGACAGGAGAAAAAGCUCCGAUACAAAGUGGAAAGUACAGAUUUGUCGGGAUUAAGGCGAAUGGAGCCGACAGGGCCCCGGGAGUGAGGUGGGGGGGAGGAAAGCAGUGCACAAAAACGGGGUCGAUCGCAUUUGAUCCUCGUUUAUCUGAGCACAAUGUUGGACACAUUUUGCUAGCUGGAUGGCUGGCUAGCAGUUGGAGUCUGGGACUUCAGAGCUCCAGAGAAAUCAGCCACACAAAUACCAUAACUGUUUAUUGCGCUCCGGGGCGCAGCGUAAUCUCGUAUUCAUUUCGAGAAGCGCUAUUUUUGUUUAAUCUUUUCUGGCUCUGGGAGGGGUAGCCAGGCCGUUUUAUUUGGUAGAAAAUGUCUGCGAAGGUGCGCCUGAAGAAGUUGGAGCAGUUGCUGCUGGAUGGUCAUCAGAAAAACGACAACUCGCUGAGUGUGGAGACACUGCUGGAUAUACUCAUAUGUUUAUACAACGAGUGCAGCAACUCACCCUUAAAACGGGAAAAACAUGUGACCGACUUUUUGGAAUGGGUGAAGCCAUUCACAACCACCGUGAAGCAAAUGCGCCUCCACAGAGAUGACUUCGAGAUGCUCAAAGUGAUUGGCAGGGGGGCCUUUGGAGAGGUUGCUGUGGUAAAGAUGAAACACACUGAGCGUGUUUACGCCAUGAAGAUCCUCAACAAGUGGGAGAUGCUGAAGAGGGCCGAGACGGCGUGUUUCCGAGAAGAGAGGAACGUCCUGGUGAACGGAGACUGCCAGUGGAUCACCACUCUGCAUUAUGCCUUUCAGGAUGACAACUAUCUGUACUUGGUCAUGGAUUAUUACGUGGGUGGAGACCUGCUGACUUUGCUUAGUAAAUUUGAGGACCGACUCCCGGAGGACAUGGCCAAAUUCUAUGUGGCGGAGAUGGUGCUUGCUAUCCACUCCAUCCAUCAGCAACGCUACGUACACAGGGACAUAAAACCUGACAACGUUCUACUGGACAUGAACGGCCACAUCCGUCUCGCUGACUUCGGCUCCUGUCUGAAGAUGAUGCAAGAUGGCACGGUCCAGUCCUCAGUGGCUGUGGGCACUCCAGACUACAUCUCUCCAGAGAUCCUGCAGGCCAUGGAGGACGGCAUGGGAAAAUAUGGGCCAGAGUGUGACUGGUGGUCUCUAGGUGUCUGUAUGUAUGAAAUGCUGUAUGGUGAAACACCUUUCUACGCUGAAUCAUUGGUGGAGACCUACGGAAAAAUCAUGAACCAUGAGGAGCGUUUCCAGUUUCCCUCCCACGUCACAGACAUUUCUGAAGAGGCUAAAGACUUGAUCCAGAGGCUGAUCUGCAGUAGAGAGCGUAGGCUGGGUCAACAGGGCAUCGAGGAGUUCAAAAAGCACCCCUUCUUCUCCGGCAUAGACUGGGAAAACAUUCGCAACACAGCGGCUCCGUAUAUCCCUGAUGUCAGCUCUCCCUCAGACACCUCCAACUUUGAUGUGGACGAUGAUGUACUGAAAAACCCGGACAUUGCUCCACCAGUCUCUCAUACAGGUUUCACCGGGCAGCACCUACCCUUUGUGGGCUUCACCUACACCACAGACAGUUGUUUUUCAGACUGUGGCAAAGUGAGAGGUGUGGCACUGACAGAUGGAGGUGCUGGGGAGGAUCUUCAGGAUGGAGGUCUGCAGGUGGAGGCCUUUGAGAAAAGGAUCCGCUGCCUAGAGCAGGAGAAACAGGAGCUCAACCGAAGGCUGCAGGAAUCCACUCAGGCCGUUCAGUCCCUCCAUAGCUCUGGGCGUGGAGCCGGCACACUCGGUCGUGAUAAAGAGAUAAAAAAACUCAAUGAGGAAAUCGAUCGCCUCAAAAAGAAACUGGCAGACUCUGAUAGGCUUGAGCACCAACUUGAAGAGGCAGUGACUCUUCGACAGGACUUUGAAAGUUCCUCCACCAAACUAAAAGCCCUGGACAAGCAAGUUAAAGCCCUCAAGCAGGAGAAAGAGGAUAUCCAUAAGCAACUGGUGGAGUCUCUGGAUCGCCUGAAGUCUCAGACCAAGGAGCUGAAGGACGCUCAUCAGCAGAGGAAGCUGGCCAUGCAGGAGUUCUCUGAGGUAAAUGAGCGCAUGGCUGAGCUGCGCUCGCAGAAGCAGCGUCUGUCACGGCAGCUGCGAGACAAGGAGGAGGAGAUGGAGGUGGUGAUGCAGAAGAUCGACGCCAUGCGCCAGGACGUCCGCAAAACUGAGAAGGCCCGCAAAGAGCUGGAGUCUCAGCUGGAGGAUGCACAUGCCGAAGCCUCUAAGGAGCGUAAGCUCAGAGAGCACAGUGAAGUCUACUCCAAACAACUGGAGAGUGAGCUGGAAACACUCAAGGUGAAGCAGGGAACCGGUCGUGCCUCAGGCUUCAGUUUGGAGACCCAGCAGGAGCUCACCAAGGUGAAGUCCGAGCUGGAUAAAAAGGUGCUGUUCUAUGAGGAGGAGCUUGUGAGGCGAGAAGCCAGUCAUACUACAGAGCUGAAGAACCUGAAGAAGGAGCUCCAUGACUCCGAGGGCCAGCAGCUGUCCUUGCACAAAGAGCUGCUGGUGCUUAAAGACAAACUGGAAAAGGCCAAGAGAGAACGGCAAACUGAGAUGGACGAGUCCGUAAGUUCCCUGAAGGAGAAGUAUGAGCGCGAACGCAGCCUCAUGUCUGAGGAAAACCGUAAACUCACUGCAGAAACAGACAGACUCUGUACUUUUGUGGACAAGCUGACAGCUCAUAACAUGCAGCUGGAGGAUGAGCUCCAGGAUCUGGCUUCAAAAAAAGAGAGCGUAUCACACUGGGAGGCACAGAUCGCUGAGAUUAUCCAAUGGGUAAGUGAUGAGAAAGAUGCCCGUGGCUACCUUCAGGCUCUGGCCUCCAAGAUGACAGAAGAGUUGGAGUCUCUGCGGAGUUCCAGUUUGGGUUCCAGAACGCUGCUUGCAUCUCCUUUACUUGGCCAGGAUCCCUUGUGGAAGGUGCGUCGCAGUCAAAAACUGGACAUGUCUGCCCGUCUUGAGCUGCAGUCGGCCUUAGAAGCUGAAAUCCGUGCCAAGCAACUGAUUCAGGAAGAGCUGCGCAAGGUCAAAGCAGCCAACAUUUCUUUUGAGAGCAAAUUGAAGGAUACAGAAGUCAAGAACAGAGAGUUGGAGGAACAGCUCGAAAACAUGAAGAAGGAAAUGGAGGAGAGCCGCUCACGUUCAGACAAAGGCCUGAAACUACCAGACUUCCAGGACUCAAUCUUUGAGUACUUCAAUACCUCCCCCCUCGCCCAUGACCUGACAUUCAGAACAAGCUCUGUGGGUGAAGUGGAUGCCACACCUUUGAAGACGGACAUUCCCUCUUCCUUCCCAUUAGUGGCUUCAGAACAGGAUGAACCACUUAAGUAUCAAGCUACCAUCCCUGCUGCCCCCUCGCCAGUCUAUCAGCCCACUCUCAGUGUGCCAAAGCCUAAAGCUCACCAACUGAGCAUCAAGACCUUCUCCAGCCCGACCCAAUGCACUCACUGUACCUCACUGAUGGUUGGCCAGAUCCGACAGGGCUAUGCCUGCGAGGUAUGCUCCUUCAUCUGUCAUGUGUCCUGUAAAGACAACGCGCCACAGGUUUGCCCCAUUCCUCCAGAGCAGGCAAAGAGGCCUCUGGGUAUUGACGUGCAAAGGGGCAUCGGCACAGCUUACAAAGGCUUUGUCAGGAUCCCAAAGCCAACAGGUGUGAAGAAGGGCUGGCAGAGGGCAUAUGCUGUAGUGUGUGACUGUAAACUCUUCCUUUAUGAGGUGCCAGAAGGGAAGUCCACUCAGCCUGUUGUGAUGGCCAGUCAGGUCCUCGACUUGAGAGACGAGGAGUUCUCUGUUAGCUCUGUGCUGGCCUCUGAUGUGAUCCAUGCCAGUCGUAAAGACAUUCCAUGCAUACUCAGGGUAACAUCAUCCACUCUGAACUCCCCGAUCCAGCCAGUGCCUUUGUUGGUAUUAGCUGAGAGUGAGGCAGAGAAGAAGAAAUGGGUGGGUAUCCUAGAGGGCCUACAGAACAUCCUGGCCAAGAACCGGCUGAAGAACCGAGUUGUACAUGUCCUGGACGAGGCCUAUGACAGCAGCCUGCCUGCCAUCAAAACUACACUCUCUGCUGCCAUCGUAGAUCGAGAACGUAUUGCUUUGGGGACAGAAGAUGGCCUGUUUGUAGUCGAGAUCACCAGAGAUGUCAUUGUUCGUGCUGCUGAUUGCAAAAAGGUUUGCCAGAUCGAGUUCAUCCCCAAAGAGAAGGUGGUGGUCCUGCUUGGUGGCCGUAACCGUCACGUCUAUUUAUACCCCUGGGCGGCACUGGAGGGCGCAGAGGCUACUUUUGGUGCCAAACUGACAGAAACAAAAGGCUGCCAGGCUCUGACCAUAGGUACCCUACGCCCAGGUGGCCCCGCGUGUCUCCUAGCGUCCGUGAAGCGGCAGGUCCUGUGCUACGAAAUCACCCGUGCAAAGCCCUACCACCGCAAGCUAUGGGAGGUGCAGGCGCCCGGUAUCGCCCAGUGGCUGGGUAUUGUUCGUGAUCGGCUGUGUGUGGGUUACCCAUCAGGCUUUGCUCUGCUUGCCAUGCAGGGAGAGUCAUCUCCAGUAAGUUUAGUGAGCCCAGCAGACCCUUCGCUAGCCUUCUUGGCCCAACAGUCCCUGGAUGCCUUGCAUGCGAUGGAAGUGGGGGCCAAUGAACUGCUGCUUUGCUUCAGUCAGCUGGGAGUGUACGUAGAUGCACAGGGACGACGAUCGCGAACGCAGGAGCUGAUGUGGCCAGCCAUGCCACUUGCCUGCAGCUCAAAUUCUAACUACCUGACGGUGUACAAUGAUUAUGGAGUUGAUGUAUUUGAUGUCCACACCACAGAGUGGGUCCAGACCAUUUCUUUAAGAAAGAUUCGGCCCCUGAAUGUGGAGGGUAGUCUCAACCUGAUGGGCUCUGAGCAGCCCCGCCUCAUCUACUUCAACAACAACUCCUCAGAAGGCUGUGAACUUGCUAUCCCCGAGACCUCAGACAAUAGCAAGAAGCUGAUGGUGAGGACACGCAGCAAGAGGAAGUUCCUCUUCAGAGUGCCAGAGGAGGAACGGCUGCAACAGAGGAGGGAGAUGCUGAGGGAUCCUGAAAUGAGAUCCAAGCUGAUCUCUAACCCCACCAACUUCAACCACGUCGCUCACAUGGGCCCAGGCGAUGGCAUGCAGGUCCUCAUGGAUCUGCCUCUGCAGCCGAGUGAGACUCCCUCCCCCUCAUCCUCUCGUCACCAUGCCCUGAUCUCCCCUCCGACCAACUUUGAGCACGUCUAUCACAUGAGUCCCGUCUCUGCCGGGCUCUAUCUGCAGAAAGAGCCUUCCUCCCAGCAGAGCCUGCUUCAGUUCUCCUCUUCUUCUUCCUCACCUUCCACAUCCUCCCUGGGAAGGAGUGUGAUGCCCUCUUCUCAGGAUGACCCAUCUAAAGAAAAGCCACGCCCUCUGUCUAGUAUCUCACGGCAACAGAGGAGUAAGACCCACAUCACCCGCACUGCCUCAGGAGGAGGAGAUUUUGGUGGAGCAGGGUCGUCUCGCAGUAUUUCUGAUCAAGAUCAAGACUAUGAAAGAGAGCCCGACUCUGACUCCACCAAACACUCCACCCCCUCCAACAGCUCCAACCCCAGCAGCCCCCCGAGCCCCAACUCUCCCCACCGCAGUCAGCUCACUCUGGACAGCCUAGAUCAAACCCUGGAUGGAUGAGAAUGGCCCUGUACACUAGACAGCCCCUGUAUACUGUACAUCUCUACUCUGAUAGGACUCACUAAGAAGUGCCAAGACUCUUCUAAGCCACCUGCCAGAAGUUUACCCUAUUCCUGCUGCUGGGUAGACAAAAGAACAGAUAUGUCUUCACAAGUGGAACACCCUGUCAAAACACCACCGAGUAUCAGAUUAAUAUAAAAUAAAAUAAAAAGUCAUAGACUGUCCCCUGGUGGAGAUGUUGUGGUAUUGUCACUAACAGGGUCAGAUUAGCCGUAUGAUGGACCUGUAUUUGAUUUUUAAUCCUAAUUUCAUGCCAUGCUUCUUCAAGUUUCUUUUUUAAUUAUUAUUAUUUACUUUAGUAAAUGAACGGAUACAUUACAUCUGCUUUGUCAGAAUUGCUUCUUGAACUGAUCUGUCAUAGAGGAUUAUUAGCUUCCCUUCAAAGUACAGAAUGGAAGGAAAAGAGAAUUCUUAUGCUGUUUUUAAAUGUAUAUUAUCAGGAAGUUCCACACUCAUCAUGGGGAAAGAAAAGUGCGUAUUGGAAGGAAAGAACUGUGACAUUCUUGUAUAAACAAAUUGGACAAGUAACACAAUUCCUCACUGCUCUUGACGGACCAGUGAAAUGGCUUGCCUCAUCUCAUAUGAGCAGUAGAUCAGUGACACAGAGACAAUGGCAUUUGUCAGACAUUGGGGGUUUUAAGCCAAACCAGAGGGCACUUUUAUUAUAUAAUUCUCUCUGUCUCUCAAAUUCUGCAUUUAAACCAGCCUUUAUAAUAUUCAUGUUUUAACUUGGAUGUUUCCCACAAAUAUAUCUAGUUGAUGGAACACUGCUUAUCACUUUGAGAAAAAGAAAGCAACAAAAAGGAACAUACCUUAAAUAUAGAUGUGUUUUAUUAAUAAAGGAAAUGGCACACAGCUAAAAUACUCAUAGGAUUUCAGUAGUUCGUCUCUUAAGCUGCUACUGCUUUGUGUGCUCUAUUUAAAAAUAAAAGUUUAAAAAAAGUAUAUGUGAUAAGGUUAUCUUACCAUAGCCAUGUUUUACACAUGCAAGCCCAUCAAGCAGCCACGUGGGACCUUCACUGUUAAAGACUUGUAUCAGAACACUGAUAUGAGAUUGUUUGUUGACACCAGAGGACUGCGGACACAUUAUCUAAAGCAAUGGCUGGCAUAUCCAUUAUCACUCAAGUGUGCCUUCAGUGCCAACUUCCGUUUCAGUAGUAAACUCUGCGCUAAAGCAUUUCAGUGGUUUUAACAAGGCUGAUGGUAAUGUAUUAUAUUGUCCCCUGCCCUUCUUAAACACUGUAAAAAACUUGCACAUGUUUUAGUCCAAGGAAUUGAUUUUGUGUGAAUGUUUUUUCCUGUACCUCCCUCAUACUUCACCUGGGCUGUCUGCUUCAUCAGAUGGACAAUGAUCUUUGGAACACUACUGCUUUUACUUUAAAAGAACAACAAAACAAAAAAAGGUUGAAAACUUUGUAAUUAUUGACUUGUUAGCCACAUAAAUUUGAACAAACAAUAAAAGAGUACCUGUUGUG